Messenger RNA from Columba livia (rock pigeon), 4084 nucleotides. Its product is annotated as cell surface glycoprotein CD200 receptor 2. Gene Ontology annotation, cellular component: external side of plasma membrane. Gene Ontology annotation, molecular function: signaling receptor activity. Gene Ontology annotation, biological process: regulation of neuroinflammatory response. The record is from RefSeq and is a predicted model, not a curated record. The transcript is spliced from 7 exons. Bases 2528 to 3400 code for a protein of 290 amino acids. NCBI's taxonomy places the organism in Eukaryota, Metazoa, Chordata, Aves, Columbiformes, Columbidae.
AGUUGAGUUAAUAAUGGGAAUGGCUAUGUGACAUAUUGAUUAUUCUUUAAAAAGCUGUGGUGAUGACUGGUGCACUGAUUGAUAACUGGUUCGUUAUGAUCUGCACCUUUUUCUCCUUCAGAUUGUGUUAACCUAUAUUUUCAUUAUGUUGGACUUUGCUUUUAUUUAUCUGAUUUUAAGUUGGUGCUUCGCAUAGAUCAAGGCUUGUAGCUUGGGUUUGAUGUGUAGUAGCAGACACCUUAAGGUUGUGGUUUGUUCUUCAUGUCAGAAAGCAGUUUGUUUCCCUAGUUUUAACUGUGUCACAUCCUCUUCAGGGGAGUGUACAAACAGGGUGUGUUUUUACUGAGCUCUUUUGGAGGGGGUAGAGGCUGUGUCUGUCUGUGAGACAAACCAGCUGCGUGUUUAGAUAUCAGAAGCAUCAAUGAAAAGCAAUUAAUGAACCGUACAGCUAAAAACAGAGAACGUGUGGGAUGGACAGUCCUGAACUGAGAUAGUUCUCACUUCUCUGCAAUUAUAUCCGUGCACCUCAUGAGAAGGGUGUGGGAGGGGAACUCCAGAUAGAUCUCUGCAGUUCCUUGGUGUGCAGGAGCCACCUCGUAAGCAUCCACGUUGGUCCAGCGUCCAUGUUGGACUAUUUGCGUGCAGUAAUGUCUCUCUUCUCAUCCCCAGGACUGUGAGUACCGGAGGACCGGAGCACAUCUGCACUGUCACUGUUCAUCUCCCAUGCUCCUGUGAUGGGAGGGCUCCUCUCCAGGCUGACAACCGGGUAACUAUCCCCCAGCCUCAGCAUUCCUUGGGAUGAAUCUGAGCGUGAGUGGUGCUGCUCUCCAGCUGGAAGCCUGAGGCUAAUGGAAGUGACGCAUGUGCUGCAUGGUGUUGUGCCAGCCACUGCCGUCAAGGCUGAGUAAAAAUUUUAAUUUAUUUUAAUGUAGUUACCGAGGCAUUUUAAUUCCAUCAAAGGAAAUAACACGAGUCAACUACCAAUAUUCAUCUGUUACUUUUAACUGAAUUUGAUUCAGCUGUGCUUGGUUCCUCCUUUUCAGUUUUUACUUUGAGACUUACUUCUCGCUUACAGGCACAAGUAUUCAGACUGUGAACCUUAAAAAUUGCAGUCUAAAUUCAGUGUUUUGUACAUGAAUAUUUAAGCAGAGUAAUAUACUCUGUUCUCUCUGUAAGGUCCCAUUUUUAAUCAUUAAUGCUCGUUCUUUUGAGCAAAUAGACCCCAUAUAUAUGAGACGUAAGCAUUUUAAAAAAAGAUCGUUCUCUGGGACAAGUUCCAAUAUGACAAUAUCCUUUAUAUGAAUAUUUAUAGAUCUAUCAAAAUUGGUGAAUACUGAACUUGCUGAUAAACAUUGUGGAGGGUGUUUUAACUUUUCUUUUGAAAGAGAUUGAAAAAUUAUUUGCAAAUUGGGUCAAAUUCAGUAUAUAAUUUUAGCCCCCAAAGCAUCUUUUUUUCUUUUUUGGUUAAAAAAAUAUCAAAUUUUCAAACUUUUUGACUGAAAGCAUCUUUUGCAUGCAUAAUUUAUUUAAAUUGCAAAAAACCUCUCAAAGCCUUUUGAUGGUAUUGAAUAACAUGAAACAAAAUAUUUCAUUUGUGGCAAAGAUUUUAACUGAGCAAAAAUUAAAUUUGGGAGCUUUACUGUAAGAGUUACAUUGCCUGUUGCAUGUUAGUAGUAGAAUACUGAUCAAUGUGGUCGCACUGGCAUUGUUUUCAGGUUGCAAUGAAGACUUUUCUUCCACAUGCAUUAGCGUUCUGUUUGAAACGUGCAGAAAACCAUCAGGUUGUUUUCUGAAUAUGCAUGCAUAUUGCACUGUGUUUAAGAAAAUACUAUUGCUUCUUGCACUAGGCACACAAGUGUGGCAGCAUUUGUUCUUUCUGUGCCACGAGUGUGGCCACGUUCUGUUUUUUCUUCUGUUUACAAGGUGUCCUCGCUUGAUAUCUGCUACAUUUAAAAUGGAAUUUUUAAUGCUGCAUAAUUUAAACCUGUUACUUUUACGGUAAUUUAUACUAGAUGAGGAUUUUUGUUUCUGUAUGGACAGUGAACCCUGGCUUCCUUUCCACCUCCUCCCAGCACACAUUGAGAUGCACGCUUGUAUUUAAAUACAGGUGUGAACAGUGCAUGAUAUAAAUAGCUCAGAAGGAAAGUCCUGUUGCAACCCAUGUGACAUUUCUGAAUCACCCAUCGCACAAAGAUAUUUCCUUGUCUGGUGUGUAUUGCGUUUUGAUUUGGGAAUGAAAACAACGUAUUGGUAUUUCCCAUGGGAUGGAAACACCAUUUUCCAGUCAUCUCCAGCUGUGGGUGACUGAUUCAGGAAGUAAAUGAUGAAAGAGCUACAAAUGACGGCAUAAAGGAGAGAAUGACAAAAGGGCUACCAAGAAGACCAUUUGAGGAAAUGCAGAGGCGAGUGAUGGAAAAUGAGAGCUUUAUGGUCAGGCGACGGGGAGCCUCAAGAUGAAAGUGCGGCCACUCAUUUGUGACAAUAACAUCAGAAAACUGCAGUCAGGUGCUGAUUCCUUCUGCUAAGGAUGGCUCAUACCUGGGCAGUUCUGGCUGCACUCAUUUUCUUGCUAAUCAACCAGACUGAAGGGCCAGCUUAUAACACAUUGAGCGUGGAGGCUGGUCAGGAGGCUGUGCUGAGUUGUCCUUACAUCUCCGAGGCUUCUUUGCUACUGGCAACAUGGAAGAUGAAAUGCAGCACUUGCUGCUUGUUUGCCUACAGAAGUGAUCACAAGGAGACAAGGAAGUUAAACUGCAGUGAGAGGGUGAUGUGGAAAUAUUCACCUGAGAAGGACCCUGCUCUUCGUAUUUACCCUGUGAACAUCGGUGAUGAGGGAAAUUACACCUGUGAAAUUGUCAGCAGUGCAGGGAAUUUUCUUUUUUUCUCUUCUCUGACUGUGAUAGUCCCUCCCACAGUGACUCUGACCAGAGAUGAGAGCAAGGUGGCUGUGUGUCAAGCAUCUGCUGGAAAGCCAGCUGCUGAAAUUUCCUGGAUCCCUGCAAGUAAUCACAGCACCCAGGAAGAAGUCCAUCACCCCAACGGAACAGUGACCAGAAUGAGCUACAUAGGCUGGGUCAACAGCUCGCAUGCCACUGUUACCUGCCUGGUUACCCACUCAGCUACUAACCAGACCCUGUCCCUAGACCUGUCACACACUUCCCUCAGGCUUCCUUAUCUCCUGAUAGGAGGAUCUGCAAGUGUUGCUGUGACUUUAUGCUUGAUUUUCAGGUACAAAGCUUUCCGGUUACGUGAAGUGGUGCAUGGAUCGGAAGUACCAUUUGCAACAAGGAACUUCAGGUCCACACCAUCACAUGAGAAAACAGAAGCAGUCAAGCCUCCUGUCUUAUCAGAGAGUAUCUAUCAGAAUUAUGAUCCAAGAAUGAUACAUAUGAACUAUUAACAGUGUAGGCACAAGCAGUUUACUACCAGCUCAGCUAACUAAUGAUACUCAGUUACUUGAACUUGUACUUCAACUAACAAAUCUCAGACCUUACCACAUAGCAGGACAGCAGAACACUCAAAAGAGCCCCAUAAAAGCCUUUUUCUUUCCUGACUUGAAGACAGCGGAGAGAGAGGAAGCUGUUUUAGUAAAUUAUUUCUCUCUUUCUCUAAAUAUCAGCACAGCUCUUGAAACAUCUGAAACUUUUAAAGACCGAGUUUUAAAUACCUAUCUGAAUUUUGUUUGAAAAUAGACUCUGAGGUAUGUGCUUUUUCCUCAGAUCAAUAACUGACAUAUUUCUGUGCAAGACUAAUAGACUUCUUGUGAAAACGUAGCACUCUUUUCCAUUUUAGCAUCUGGAUUUUCUUUGCAAUUUUGUGUUGGAAAGUGGCAAGUAACACAAGGGACCCCAAAACAUAUAAGAGCAAAGAAACAUAUCCAGAAAAAAUAAAAGAAGUGAUUUUGUUUGUUUGUUUUUCUGGGUAGAUAGUUACAUGUGACAGGUGACAAACUGAUAUUCGUCAUCUUUGUUUAUUUUUUAAAAGUUUUUAAUAUAUUUAUUUUUCAGUUAAACUUUCUGUUUGCAUUGAUAAUGGAAGAAAAAAAAAGCCAGCUGGAAAUUGCACUUGAUAUGGAAAUGAGAAA